Messenger RNA from Dalotia coriaria, 1220 nucleotides. Its product is annotated as D-beta-hydroxybutyrate dehydrogenase, mitochondrial. Gene Ontology annotation, molecular function: oxidoreductase activity. Gene Ontology annotation, biological process: steroid metabolic process. The record is from RefSeq and is a predicted model, not a curated record. Gene Ontology annotation, cellular component: intracellular membrane-bounded organelle. The transcript has 5 exons. The coding region runs from base 118 to 1077 and encodes 319 amino acids. Lineage: Eukaryota; Metazoa; Arthropoda; Insecta; Coleoptera; Staphylinidae.
GGGGCAGCACAAUGCAGGCCGACUUAAGAUAAGUUAUGUUUUGAACGUUCGGUUUCAACACGUGUUUUUAAAAUGAAAUUUUAAUUGUCUUCGUUUGAAGUAGCCUGCGAUCCCGCGAUGGAUGAACAAACGGCGCUUGUCUUGGCCCUGCAAUUAGUGGCAUUGUUUUCGAUCGCUGGUGCGCUCCUCCUCUAUCUGUUGUGCAAAAUCAAAGCCGAAACGGAUGUGGAGACGGCGGACAGUUCGCCGGGAAGUGGCAAACCGAUAUUGGUUACGUCCUGUGACAAUGCAGUCGGAUUACAGAUAGCAAUAUAUUUAGCAAAUCGUGGUUUUCGUGUGUUUGCUGGCCUGAAGGAAGGUGCAUCUUCCGGUGACUCGGGAGAUUCGGCCCCGUCGAGGGUAAUACGUGCCUGGCAGAAGGAAAGGGAAAGUGCCCCGCGGCCCUUGCAAGGCACACUGGUCGCUCUGCCAUUAGACGUUAACCGAGAAGAUUUGCUCCAUGAAUCUGUUGAUAUUAUCCGCGCGCAUUUACCAGCUGGAAGAGAUGGUCUCUGGGCGGUGAUUAAUACCUCCGGCUUACUUUACAAAGGCCGUUUGGAACAACAAAAUGUCUCCCACUGGGAAGCCAUCAUGAAGACGAACGUGCUGGGUUUGUUACGCGUCGCACGCACUUAUCAAGGAUUAUUACGGAAUACCAACGGUCGUAUUAUUACUUUCGGAGCUUCGGAGGGUGAAGAGUCAGGUCUUGUUGCCUACACUGCAUCUCGGUAUGCCAUCAAGGGCGCUGGCAAUGCCCUUCGUCAGGAAUUAGCCCCGCUCGGUAUCGGCGUAGUCAACUUAAACCCAAUUGGGAUAUCGAAUGAAUACAUGUUGACUCCACCGAAAAUUGUCAAUAAACCCAGCGAAGUCUCCGUGGAUUUAUCAGGCUGCUUGGAGUAUCAGCCUGUCGUACUGCCACACAAGUCAUUGCAAGUUAUCGACGAAGUUCUCUCGAGUCAAAAGCCUAAAAGGAGCUAUAAUCUAAUGGAGAAGCGUUUGUGGCAGAUUCGGCCAUCGGAUAUUUUCAAUAUCGCUUGAAAGAACAAACAUUUGUAUAUAUUAUACUCAGACUUUCUAGGAUUCUUGUUUUCUAACCGUGUUAGUGGCUCAUUUUCGCAUUUGUUGCCCCCUUGUUUUGUUGUACAUAUAAAUUAACUUUAAAUAAAUUUAUUUUUUACUUA